UGGUGCAGUAGAGGUGACCUGAACAUCCACAGAAACCAAAAGGAUGUGAAGUCUACAAUGCUGGAUAUCGAGUGUUAAUGAUGGCAUUUCCUUUCAUGCCAAAUCCAGGGAUGAAAACUGUAGUACUGAUGACACCUAGGACAUUGUGAGGCAUCGUUAAUGAUGGAUCCAGAAGCAGAGGACCCAGACAACAAUGAUAACUUGGUCCCUUGGUCGGGCUCAGAUGGUUCCCAGGAACUCUGUGCGUCUGAGUCCUUGGCAGAGUCCUACUAUGAAGAUGAGGCCAGUGAUGUAGAGUACCAAUCAGACCCUAGGCCUGCUCAAACCCGAAAGUCUGACGAUGAGUCCCCAGAAUGCCGUCGAUCAAUAGACUGGGAAUCUGCGCGUGAGCCACAGUACCCGCCUGAACACAGUGGAAGUGAAGAAGAUGUCUCAUACCACGAAGAGGAUGAGGUCUACCUUAGUGAAUCAAGAGAAUCCAUUACAGAGUCGCCUCGCAUCCAGACUUCACCAACAUCACUAUCCCCACAGCCACAGCUUCCUGACUCUGAGCCACAAAGAGGCCAGAUAUCACGGCCACACUCCCACUCAUCUUCCUCCUCUGUUGGGUGCACUGCCAAUAUGACCCUGGCCUUGACCCUUAGCGCAGAACAGCCCUUGGGAGCCAGUAAUAGGCAGGGCUCAAGGACUGGGAACAGAAGGGUUGAAUCCUCAGAGGAAGGAGGGAGCAGCGAAGCACCUCCUGCUUCUGUCUUCUUUGGAAUUUCAGCUGAGAGUGCUGAGCAGGCAGAGAAGUGGAACUCAGAGUCUGACACAGAUCUGUGCAGACCGGACAGGCACAGGACAAGGCACACACGGCCCGGUCACAACGAGAGCCAGUCAGAAAGACAAGCUAAGGAAAACAAGUCUAAAUGUAAGCGCCUGGCUCUGCUACUAACCAAUGCACCCAACCCUCAGAAUAAAGGGGCCUUGCUGUUCAAGAAACGUCGCCAGAGGGUUGAGAAGUAUACACUUGUUAGUUACGGGACUGGCGAAAACAGGUUUGACAGUGAAGACCAAAUAGAAGAAGAAACUGAAGAAGUCCGAUCAGCUGAGUACAACUUUGAGGCAACAAGUGAGUCUGAGUUUGAAGAGGAGUACUCUGUUCAGCAGCAGGAGCAUAAUUUAAGUCUGAAUUGGGGAAGUCUUCGAGAAAUGGAGGCGCUACCUGAAACAAAAGGGAAAGGCGUGUUGAUGUUUGCCCAACGUCGCAAACGGAUGGAUCAGAUGGUGUCAGAGCGUGAAGAACUCAGGAGUAAAGGAUUACCUGAAAGAUCAAGAGAAGCUCAGAAUAUUUAUAACCCUAAGGAAAUGUACAUGCAUCCUGAUCAGGCUGGCUAUAUGGAGGAAAGUUUCAAGCAGCAUGAAGAAAACCAAGAAAACCUUCAACAGAUGAACCACUUAUCCAAUGUGUCCAGACCGUUGGUGCCAAAUAGAACUGCAAAGCCUUUUCUAGGAUUUCAAGAUGGCAGAACUGCUCCUGUCAUACCUAGUGGCGUUGCUCCAACGUCAAAGAAGCCUGACUCAAGAUUUAGAGUACCUGUGCCUAUUAAUACUAACCCACAGGUGUGGUCUCCCACUGGAGACAUCAUAGCAUCAAGAGAUGAGCGGAUAUCUGUGCCAGCAAUUAAGACUGGCAUCUUACCAGAACCAAAACGGAAAGGCACCAAUAAACAGUCAGCAAUGCUGCAGCAAGAUCCAAGUCUUCAGCUUCAAAACAAAGGGGAAAGAAAGUCUGAUAUUGAGCAAGAGGAGGACUUUUUCAGUCUUGGUGCUGAGGCUUGUAACUUCAUGCAACCCAGAACAGUAAAACUCAAGAAUCCCCCUCCAGUUGCUCCCAAACCCACCAUCAACCCAAACUGCCCGCCUUGGAUGAGACCGAGCCCUUCUUGUGAGCCCUACCUUCCAACAAGAAGUCCAGUUUCACAACCUUCUCACAGCCCUGUGGGGCCUCAUAGUCAGCAUUACUUACAGCAGCAAGAUUGGACUCAGUCUCAACAGAUGGCUAACCACUGGGCACCGGAUCAAACUCAGGCAACACUUCAAACACCUGCCAGUGCCUGGGGUCCGGUCGCCUCCUCCUCUCAGCUUCACCUUCAGCCAACCACAAAUAGCUGGAGUCUACAGUCUCCUCAAUCCCCUGUGAGUAUGCAUACUCGCAGUCCCACGUACAGCCCUCAUCAAGCACCCUCACCCUUGAGGAAUAAAUCAGACAGUGCUCCUCAAUCAGUCGCCUCUUGCCCACCACAAGCAGGGAUGUCAUAUGGCCAUGAAUCAAAAGCAUCACAGCCUUCUCCACAGGGUCGAGUUGCAGGCAGAGGAAUUAAUCGAGCUGGUGAUGGUAAAACUAUGAAGGGAAAAGGUGCAGAGCUGUUUGCCAAGAGACAGUCCCGUAUGGAGAAGUUUGUUGUUGAUGCUGAAACGGUUCAAGCUAACAAAACAAGAUCCACCUCCCCAACCUCCUCUCUCCCAAACCAUUGGAGGUAUUCUUCCAAUGUUCGUGCCCCACCUCCUUUAUCUUACAAUCCACUUCUUUCUCCUUUCUACCCUUCAUCAGCAGCCAAGCAACCCCCUUCCACAAGCCCCAAACUCAAGCCUAAGACCAAAGAGAAACCUAAAACACCCCUAAAGCACCUCAAUGCCUUAGAUAUUAUGAAGCAUCAGCCGUACCAGUUGGACUCAUCUCUGUUCAAGUAUGAUGCAGUCCCAGAGGCCAAUAGCCCCAGCCCUAGCCCUAGCCCUAGCCCCAAACCAACCCCAGCAUCAAAGUUUGAGGCUAUCAAAAUCCGCAAACAGAAAGCUGCCCUUUCUCAUUCUGCCCUUAAAACCCCUGAGCCUGCUGCUCAAAGCAAAGCAGAGGUCCCUGCAAGGUCUCCUGUACCGGUAUUUGGUCGGAGCCGCUCUCUGAGCCUGCCCAAGCAGAUGAAUUUGACACAUCCUCCCAGAUUUCUGUCACCCAGGAACACGCCCGGAGUCCACCCAACAUAUUCAUCUACACAGAGGCAAACAUUCCUUCAGGAAAGAGACCACAAGCCACCGACACCAUGGGAGGCAGCAUCCAGAAGCCCUGUUGGCUCAGUGGAUGAGGCCUUUAUGUUUCAGAGCUUCCCAUUAUCUGUUGCCUCUAACGUCAAAGCUGCAGGGCAGCGCAGAUCUCUGCCAGAGCCUCCAGAUGAAUGGAAGCGCAGGGUGUCUCUUGAUCCUGCAGCUGUCAGUGAGCGUCAUUAUUAUGCAGCCCCAGCAUUUCAGGCAGCAUCCAUGAGCAGGACGAUUUCACCUGAGAAGCCAACCUUCUAUGGGCCUCCCUUCAGACCUGCACAGCCUCUGUGGUCUGCAAGCAGGGCCUCUUACGGAUACAUGGAGCAAUGAACCAGUCCUACAAAGUACCUUAGUCUAGUGCAGUGCCACUGAUCAUAAUGCAUGAUGCCUGAUCACUAACAUUAAUGGUCAAGUAUUUACUGUUAAAGGACAAAAGUGUGGUGGAGAGGAUCAUGAAACACAGAUUCAGAUUAUUUCUGGCAUGUGUUUUUGAAGAAUUAUCUGAGAUUAUGAGGUUUUAGACAAUUUAUCAAAGCUGUGUUGUUGAUAGGAGUGUCAUGGUACAAGUGUUCAUGAAGUUAAAAAGGCCAGUUAACUUAUUUUAACUAUAUUGCAGUGUUGCAGAUGAGAUAUGACUCUGCUAUGUGUGCUUGAAGUGAUCAUUUUAUGUGUUAAAACUUUACAGACAGACUUGGGACAGGACCGGUCUCCUGGAAUAGUUUCAAAAAUGUUUGGAAGGUGUUUUGAGGGCUAAACGAAUGUCUAAAGUGUCUGCCAGCUUAAAAAAGAAAUCUACAUGAAGAGUUCGGCUGGUAACUCUGACAAAGUUUGUUAUUAAUAUUUCUUGAGAAAAAGGCACUGUGAAAAUAUUUUGUGUGGCUUUCAGGUAUGUAGAUUUUUGAUCACUUAUCAGUUUAGUGUUGCAAUGUCUUUAAAUCUGAGCAUUUCAUACAAUGAGCAUCACUGAUACUUAUUACUUAGUUCUAACUUGUCUUUUCUCUCACCGUUACUGCAAUGGAAACAUCUAUAAUCAAAGUGUGAAGAUACAUUCUGCUAAUUAUAUUCACUCUAUAUCCCUUUGGGAAUAGGCAAAAAUACUAUAGCCGCACAUGUCUCAUUUAAACCAAAAUAAACAUUUAAGUUUUUAAAGUGGUUGUUUAUUUUGCUAUAUUUAUGUAUUUAUAUCUAAGUCAAGGGGAGUACAUACCACAUGCAUUCAUGGAUGAGCAAACCUUUGAUUUUAUACACUUUGUGUUGUUUCUGCCUUUGUGUGUCAGUGUUUUAAGAUAACCAAUGUUGCCAGAUUCUUGCAUUUUUCAUGAUGACAUGUUUUUGCAUGACUAAAACACACACUGAAGACCUGAUAAACAUUAAAAACCUCUUA
Cheilinus undulatus (humphead wrasse) is the source of this 4462-nucleotide messenger RNA. RefSeq names its product synaptopodin 2b (gene synpo2b). The transcript is spliced from 4 exons. NCBI's taxonomy places the organism in Eukaryota, Metazoa, Chordata, Actinopteri, Labriformes, Labridae. Gene Ontology annotation, cellular component: Z disc; nucleus; actin cytoskeleton. Gene Ontology annotation, biological process: positive regulation of actin filament bundle assembly. The record is from RefSeq and is a predicted model, not a curated record. Gene Ontology annotation, molecular function: actin binding. The coding region runs from base 160 to 3408 and encodes 1082 amino acids.